AUGACAAGACCAAGACAAACACCCCAAGGCCAAGACCGAAAAAACCAAGAAAAGUAUUGGUUCCAAGACCAAGACCAAGAGUCUCGCACAUCUUUACUAAAUAGCAUAUACCAAAAAACUUUUUACAAAAUACAUUUCCGGAAAAUACAUUUUACCCUAUUUAUUUUGUAUCCAGAUGUACAUUCUUUAGUAUUCCAUUCUGCUUCGGGUGUUUUAAGUGCCUUAUAUAGUGACCGCUCCCUUUACCAUUGGCAAUUACAUUUGUCUGUUACAGAAGGAGGAAAACAACAACAGGAAGAGUCAUUAAUCCAUCAAGUAGUUAAACUAAGUUCUCAGCAUUUCCAUGUUGGUCCAAUUUUUGAUUUGGAAACUUGUGAUUCACCAUUAAUUCAAGGUUCAGACGAUUUUUUCCUAACAGCGGGAGCUGAUGAAACUGUUCGGUUUUGGUCUUUGUCUUCUUCUCAACCAACAAAUAAUUCCUCCUCUUCACCUUUACUAACUCCUGAAUUGAAAAGAGUGCUCUUUUUAAGUUCAGAAAGUGGAUUAUUAACUGAACAACUUGAUAAAAAUUUUGGAGGUCUCCUUUCUGACUCAUUAGAAUCUACAACGGGUGUGCGCUGUCUUCGUCUCUCUCCUAAUAAUGAACAUUUGGCUUGUGGUCGUAAAAAUGGCAAUAUAAGUAUUUUUGAUUUACGCUCACCUAAUUGCUCUAUACUUGUUGAAUUUGAAGCUCAUGAAGGAGAAGUUCUUUGUCUAGAUUAUAACAACCACUCAACCAAAGAAAAUUUUGAAAAAAUUGGUCAAUUCCUUGCUUCUGCUAGUAGAGAUUGCCUUAUUCACAUUUUUGAUGUUGAACAAAAUUAUGCUCAUUUAUUAACUUUGGAUGAACAUAGAGGGCCUGUAAUUACUUUGAAGUUUAUCAAACCUGAAGAGGAUUCUCAACUUUUACUAAUAAGUUUUGGUGGAGACCAAUUAUUAAUUACUCGAGAAAUAUUUUUUAAUACAACAACAACAAUAAAACAUCUUUCAACAAAUAUAUUAGUUCAAAUAGAUAAAUGGCCAAAUGAAAAAAUUCCAAAUUGUGUGGCUAUAAGUAAAAAUAAAAAUAUUUUAAUUGGAUGUCAAAAUAGGUCAUUGUGUGAAAUUAAUUGUAAAACUGGUCAAUUACUACGUACUUUUGAUAAAGAAAAAAUUUUUGGAAAAAAUUUGGAAGAAGAAGAAGAAUUUGGGGGAGGAAUUAGAAUUACAAAGAUUUGUGUAGACCCUUCUGGUACUUUAGCAGCAAUCCUUUGUUCUGAUAGAAGUGUUCACCUUUUUGAUUUACUUGAAGAAAAAGAGUGUGGAGAAGAGGAUGGUGUUGAUGAUGAUAGCAACAGCAACAGAUGUGGCGUUAUUGGCCUUCCAUCAGAUUGUGUCACCGGACUUGCCUUUUUGCCUGACUGCAGACGUCUUUUGCUUGUUACAUAUUCUGGUUGUAUUGCUAUUUGGCGUUUACCUACAACUCUACAAAAACGAAUUCCUCCCAAAAUUUCUUUAGCUUGUGAACGAGAUUCCACAAGCCCAGAAACUGCUACCAACCCAAAAAUAAAUAAAACAACAACAGACGAUAUUCUCUCUGAACAAUUAAAUUUUUCAAAUUUGGCCAAUUUUGUAGAACAACAACAACAACAACAACUUCCAGCCAUUUUCUCCCUAAGUUCUGUCUCUUCAAACAUUGCCGCCAACAACAACAAAAGACCUUCAACGCUGCAAGAGGCUGAUGAUGAAUUGGACAGUGGAAUUGGUGGUGGGGGAGAAGGUGGAGGAGGAGGAACAAGUAGUGGUGCUACCUCAGCAGAUCGAGGAGGACAACAGAAAAAACAACAACAAAGGUAG
Molecule: messenger RNA, 1875 nt
Organism: Meloidogyne enterolobii
Lineage: Eukaryota; Metazoa; Nematoda; Chromadorea; Rhabditida; Meloidogynidae
Source: the annotation of a GenBank genome assembly